UCAGGCCGACUGCUGCCGAGUGUUCCCGGUGCCUCUCCGGGGACUCUUAAACAAGUGACCCCGUAGGAAGCACAGUUGUUUCUGGCCCUAGUGGGGUUGCCUGGAAACCGCAGCUUAGAAGGAAGCCCCGGAUGAGGCGUCCUAGCGGACUCCUGCCUGGAUGCUUUCGAGGACUCGAAAAGGUACUGUACUCGGAGGCAUUAAAUCUUACUGAUCAGUGUUGCCUGUGUUUUCUUGAUUGCUCCAAAAGAAUAAAGUGGCCUCGUGAAUAGGAAUGCCUGCCCGAAUAUCAGAAUUGGAGAUCAUGGAUGAAGAUCGAUUAACUGAAGAAGUCUUGGAUAAGUUUGUUAAUUGUCAUGAACAAACAUAUGAAGAAUUUCUGAGCACUUUUCCUCAUCUUUCAAAAGAGGAUAACGUGACCAAAAGAGGAGCAUUUGGAACUGAUUCUUCAGAAAACGUAUUUCCUUCAGAAGAGGAACAGAUAGUGAUAGAUGAAGGCCAAAAAGUUGGCAGUACCUUUCAAGGUGAUCUGAGUCGGGCAGGAAAGGUGAAGGUGGACAAUUUCCUAGAUUUAGAAGAUUUGGACAUAGAUGAAGAGACUCAGCCCCAAAUGAGCAAGGAGUCUGAAAUAUUGCCAGAGUGUUAUGGGAUGAAAUCAGCCCUCCCAUUUCCUGUCUCUCCAUCCCUUAGGAAAAUACGGGGAAAUGAGGCAAAGAUUUGCUACUGCUUCCAGGAGAAGUGGAGGAGGACGUCCACACACCUGUUCCACCUUACAUUCCUUCCGUGGCCCAGCCCUUCACCCCUGAGGUCGAGCUGGUGCCCACUGGGAGAGGGGCACACAAAGAAAUGGAAGAGGUCCUGUAAACAUCUGGUGGUCAUUAAGGUACUUGGAGAUGAAGUUCAGCCCUUCUCACUUGAUGAAGAAUUUGAUUAUGAUGCUGUGACACUAACCCCCAAGUUCACGCCUGCCGAGAGAGAGGCGAUCACAGAGCUAUCCAAGCAACAGAGGCAGAUCACCAACACAGAUUUAGAGGAACCCCACGCCUGAUUUCACCAAGACAUCUUUGUGUUAAUGUUUACUGUGUUGUUAUGCAAGCAGCAUCGGAAUAAAAGGUAGACCUACCAGAA
This is a messenger RNA of Panthera uncia (snow leopard), 1128 nucleotides long. It is a transcript of the gene IFTAP, whose product is annotated as intraflagellar transport associated protein. NCBI's taxonomy places the organism in Eukaryota, Metazoa, Chordata, Mammalia, Carnivora, Felidae. The transcript has 10 exons. The record is from RefSeq and is a predicted model, not a curated record. The coding region runs from base 275 to 1048 and encodes 257 amino acids. Gene Ontology annotation, cellular component: 9+0 non-motile cilium; cytosol. Gene Ontology annotation, biological process: acrosome reaction; spermatogenesis. Gene Ontology annotation, molecular function: intraciliary transport particle A binding.